Messenger RNA from Guillardia theta CCMP2712, 1434 nucleotides. RefSeq lists its product as hypothetical. Bases 1 to 1434 code for a protein of 477 amino acids. Gene Ontology annotation, molecular function: protein binding; ubiquitin-protein transferase activity; metal ion binding. Gene Ontology annotation, biological process: ubiquitin-dependent protein catabolic process; mitotic cell cycle checkpoint signaling; protein ubiquitination. The transcript is spliced from 7 exons. The record is from RefSeq and is a predicted model, not a curated record. Lineage: Eukaryota; Cryptophyceae; Pyrenomonadales; Geminigeraceae. Gene Ontology annotation, cellular component: nucleus.
AUGUCUGAGCAGGAGGAGUCGGUGAUACAUAUUGUAUUCGAUGAUGGGAAGGUGUUCCAGAUCAAGAAAGAGAAGGUAUCCAUCGGGAGGAUCUCUUCCAACGACAUCGCCAUCCCCGGGAAUCGGCACGUCAGCAAGCAUCACUGUGUGUUGUCCAGUAGAGGACCGGGAGGAGAGGAUGCCAGCGAGGAUCCCGCUCCUGAUGAGCAGUCUUCCUCGAGGAGGAGGAAGAGACCAAGAAUGGCGGAAGAUGGUGGCCGGAGUGAAGCAGGAGAAGGUGGAGCGGGAGGGAGGGUAUUGUGGAUUGAGGAUACAUCGACCAACGGAACUAUCGUGAACGGAAGGGCUCUGAAGAGUGAGAGGAUGAAGAUAGAUGGCGAUUCAGUGAUUGAGCUAGAUCCACACAACCCUUCAUGCACUUUCCGGGCCUCGCUCAAGCAAGUUCCCGAGGUGAUAGAAGUGGAGGAGGAGGAGGAUGGGGAGGAGACGCAGAGGGUCGACUAUCAAGAUCUCGGGGCUGCAUUGGAGCCGGAGGGUCGCGAAGAAGACAGCAUGAGACAGUCGCUCACAUGUGUGAUCUGCACUGAGAUACUCUUCUUUCCCGUCGCCUUCCUCCCCUGCAUGCACAAGUUCUGUGGCGCAUGCGUGUGGAGGAACCAGGAGGCGGCAGGAGAAGGAAGCUACUGUUGCCCGAUGUGCCGGCAGGGAGUGACGAGUGUCAUUCGAGACCGGCAGUGCGGGGAGUCGGUCGAGGCUUUCUUGAAGAAGCACCCGUCCCUGAGGAGGGCGAGAGAGGAGGAGGAGGAGUGUGAGAGGAUGGCGCGGCAACUGAUAGCCAAGUACGCCAGGGGAAGCGAGUCGCUCGUGCUGGUCGACGAGUAUGACGCUGCUCCUGCGACGGAGCCGCUCUGCUACAACUGCAACCAUCCUGCUCCAGGGCGGCACAAUCAUUCCGUAUGCUCUCAGUGCAACGAGUUAAUGCCUGACAGGCCUGAGGCUGAUGAGAACGAGCAGCGGCCUCCUCUCAAGUGCGAAGGCUGCGAUCGCCCGUUCUGCGGAGCAUACUUCCAUUGGAUGCAACGGCCGUUUGGUAUUUCCCAGGUCCAUCAAAAUCCAGCAAGGGACUGUUGUUGGAGGACGUCGUGCAAGCAAGAGACUGCCAACUUCAAUCGCCUCCCUCCUGAGGAGCGAGCGUCCCCAUGCCUCCCUUCCCGGCUUUCUCAUGCGAGCAUGGAGCAGGUCUUCCAAUGGAACACGCACGAGCGGGGCAUCUUGCAAGAGAUCAUGGCGCAUCGCGGGUUUGAGCCGACGACAUUUUUCCGCUCUUCUUACAACGCCAUCUUGUUGUCUCAACUCACUGGCACUCUCAUAGAGAAUGUCUGGAAACUCUUCCAGAUUUGCCGUUCCCAGACCUCCCUGGUCCACAAGGAGUAG